AUGGAGUUUUUCACUGCUGUCCGCAAUUUAACUACUUCGGCGCAUCAGAGUAUUCUGCAGGCAGCGGGGCACUCCAGCCGCAGCGGUGAAUCUCAGCAUCCAUGGUGCCAGCCGCACAUUUCCUCACAAGCAGAUGGCGCGCAGUCCGAAGGGAAUGCACCUCCUUUGUUGGUGCCUUAUCCAGAAGUGCGAGGCCAGCGUAGCGACAAUGAGAGCCAGUCUGCAGGCAGUCAACUGGCAUCAGAUGCGUUAGCUACUUCAUCCGCAUCCACACGUGAAAAGCCCUCGCGGAGACCCAUGCCUUCUCUUCAGCCGCGUGCGGAGCCGCGCAUGACAGGGAGUGCAGCUGCAGAUGACCAGAGUCACUUCCUCAAAAUCACUGCUGAGCAGCUGGACGCAGACGCUGCACGUACCUGGCGGCCUGAAGAUUCAGUGGUCGCCGGAAACGAGUUUGCUUCAAUGAAGGGCUCCGGAGAUGUGGACAACUCGUCUACGACUCGGCUGACGAGGGCGGCAGACACCUCUUCUUCGUCUUGCUCUCCUGCUUCGUCAGUUGACGCGGGCCGAGGGUCCUCCUCAUCUCUGGGGUCCCUUGUUGCCAGUUUUGCGGCAGCCGCUGCUCAUUCAUUGGUGGAAUCCAUUGAACAAUCUUCACAGCAACUCUUCAGACCGCCAGGCAUCUAUCAGGUCACGCGGAACAUCUGGAUUAUGCAGUACCCCGAUCCCGAGUCACCAAACACGGAAUUCAUUGUUGCGUACCUCGAAAGGCACUAUGCCAACAAGUAUAUGAUUUUGAAUGUGUCUGAGCGUCAGUAUCAGCGCAUGCGGUGCUCUACAUCAUUGAAAACAGCGGGAUCCUCCAAGUCUUGUGAAGACGGCAGCGCCCGUGAGUCGACGCCUCGCACGUUGUUUCCCACAGGGACAGUGAUUGACGCCGAGUAUGGGGGCUUGCCGUAUCCUCCUUUGUCCCUAAUGUUAUCUGUGAUGCUUAGCGUGCACAAGUGGCUGCAGUACGAUUCGGGAAAUGUGCUCCUUGUCCAUUGUUUCAAAGGUUUUUCUCGCUCGAUCACUUUCUUGGCAGCCUAUCUCCACUGGGUUGGCAUUGCAAGAAGUCUACAGGCUGCCGUCCAUACGCUGGAAGAUGUCUGCGGAGUUGACGCCACUCAUCCGCUGGUUCUUCUGCCGAGCCAGAAGCGUUUUCUUCGUUUUUUCCAGCAGGUGUGCGUCAAACAAACACUGAUGCCCUCGUUUGAGACGAAAAAGCUUCGCAGAGUCAUUCUGAACGGUUUCCCGUCAUUUUUAGAGGCAGCGCCUAUUUCUUACGCCUCUUCACUCCCGGAGAGCACGCAGGAGACCCUGGAGAUGGAGGGAGGAGGAGAAGUCGCACUCUUCAGGCCUGUGUUUGAAGUGUGGCAUCAAGGACGAUUGAUAUUUUCUUCACUUACAGCAUACGUAGACUCAACUCGUGAGGGUGCUGUAGAGGAGGAGACGUGUGGCUACGCUCAGUGCGAUGGUGCGAGCGUCUGUGAUGGAGCACGAGUUCCAGCUGAACUCAUGUCUCGCCUGCCUGUGUACAAGGAAUCAGAUGGAAGCAUCCGGUUUGAUAUUCCAGGACUUCCGCUGUCGGGUGACAUUCUGCUAAAGCUUUUACACGUCACUCCCCAAUUCGGGCGUUUCCCAGGUGGAGACGACCCAGUGGGAGAGCAGGAAGCGGCGAGCGAUUGUCAGGAAGAAGCGGGAUGGAGGAGUAGAACAGGAGGACGUAUGGGCGUGGUAGGGCGGAAAGUUUGUACCGCCCGCGUAGCAUUCCAUACAGACAUGACAAAGGAAGGAGGCUACUUGGAAGUUACGAAAGCGGGCAUGGACGGCGCCGUAGUACUGUCGUCGUUUCCGGACACCUACUUUAUGUCCAUUUUCUUCGAAGAGCUGGGAGCCGACGAACCAAGAUCCCCUGAGGAAGAAGAAAAAAAGAAGGAAGAGGUCCGCUUGCUUGUGCAAGCGCGCAGCGAUGGUGCAGCUGUUCGAGCGGCACGCCUGCAGAAAACAGAAGAACAAGGUCAUAUCGGAAAGGCGGAGGAGAUAGCGCAGUACCCUGUAGACGAAGAAGAUCAACGGCGCAUGCGGAAGCGGAUGGAACUGAGGCAACAUGUCCAAGAAUAUAAGGCAUUAGCCGAGCAAUGGCGCCUCGCAGCAUCAGAACAACCCGCUUCUUCUGACGAUUACGUUGCCUCCUCGUCCACUCCAGGGACGGAGUGGUCCGAGACGUCUCGAUCCAGAGGAGCGUGUGCGAGCGAUGCAAACUCGCGUGCUGGUGACGGGGAAGAUUUUCAGGUAUUCGAGGCACGCCUGACGGAUGGCGAAAGUAAUGGAUAUGACGACGGGGAGCUCGCUGCAGAGAGUGAUUUUUGCGGCUAUCCGUUUGAAACUGCGUUGCGGUCCGAAGGCGCUGGCGAACGGCCCAUUGCAUUUCCCCGAAGCGCUUGCGGCGGUCCGGUUUGUGCGAAUGGAGUUAAUUUAUUUAAGACGUCCCCAGAGACACGGUCGCGGCAGGCACAAGGUUCGCUCUACCUACAGUGCUGUGACCGGUUCAAGAGAAGGGACGUAGAAAAUGGUGGCGGCAGUGUUGAGAGCGAAAGUGAUGUCAGCUGGGGGAACAGCGAUGACGAAGGGCGGGAAGCAAGUGAUGCCAGUUGCAAACCAAUCAAUGCCCGCGAGCUGAAGACUGCUGCAGAGCCCGCAGGACUCAUGCUAACUUCAGACUCCGUUCGCGGUGCACUCUCGGCGGAAAAAAGGAUCGACGGCGCAGCGAUGAGAACUGAGGGAGAGCACGACAUGGUGGAGGGUCAGAGUCGAGCGUCGUUCGAACAAAAGCAGGACAUCAAGGGCGCGUCUGACAACGUGACCGCGGUUCGUCACACCGUUUCAGCCAGCACUGUUUACCCGAACGACUACAAGUUAAGUCAACCGGGAGUCGGCAGUGGGGACAGCUCUGCGCGUGAGUGUCCACGCGGCUGUUUGGCUGGCGAAUCACGCGAGGCGUCGGGUUUCACUGGAAUGACAAAAGAAAUGGGUAAGGAGGAGGCACUCCGUCAUCCUGUGACUGUCUGUGACGCUGCAGGGGGUUGCGCGUCUUUGUCACCCGCUGCCGCCAAUGGAGGACUUUUGAAUCCUUCACAGAGGCUGAUCCCUUCUGGUGUUUCGGCUUCUUCAGCUUCUGAGGCAGAGGAGCGGCGUUCGGUCGGCAGCGAAGGCGGUCCUGAGGCCAGGCCAGCAAGCGGAAUGGCCUCAGCAGUGUCCUCAGUGAGAGGAGGGAGUGUGGAAUGGACCGCAUUGACAAGUCAAUCAUCUUCUCCAGUGAUUGUGUCCUCGCCGGGUACACCGUUACCCUCGGAAGGAGAGAGCAGUGACGGACCUUCUCCACAUAGUGAGAACGAUUCCGGAUAUUUGCGGGACGAUUUCUCCGCUUCGAAAUGGAGUUCCCGGCCGAUAUGGGGGACAGGGCAAAGAAUCGAUGAUCGACGAGAGGAACCAAGCUCUCAUUUGGCGCUUGCCCCCGCCAUGCCGCAUGAGAGCCGUGUGUGUGACGAGCCGAGACAUGGGUCUAUGUCAGCAGGGCGCGCGCUUGCAGGUGAUGCUGGCUUUAACACGCCACGCACACAAGUUCCCAUAUGGGCGACUCCAGACGAAGACGUGGUGCCACAGCUGCAACCGUGGCAGCCAAGUGCGCCUGGAAAGAUGAGCAUCUGA
This is a messenger RNA of Besnoitia besnoiti, 3747 nucleotides long. RefSeq lists its product as uncharacterized. Gene Ontology annotation, molecular function: phosphatidylinositol-3,4,5-trisphosphate 3-phosphatase activity. Gene Ontology annotation, biological process: dephosphorylation. The transcript is spliced from 2 exons. Bases 1 to 3747 code for a protein of 1248 amino acids. The record is from RefSeq and is a predicted model, not a curated record. Lineage: Eukaryota; Apicomplexa; Conoidasida; Eucoccidiorida; Sarcocystidae. Gene Ontology annotation, cellular component: cytosol.